ACAGAAGCAACAAUGUUUUUUCUUAUUUUAGAACAUUUCGUAAAAAAAAACUGAUAAGAACUACAACCAUGUCCCACUUAUUAUACGUCAUCAACAUUGGUCAGGUGACCGUUAGCUUGACUUUCUGGUAUACGGUAUAUUUUUUUGCCAUUUAUCUUUACAUUGUUGACAACUACUUCACGUAUGAUGUCAAACAAAUGCCAGCGUUAAAUAUGACGCGUGGUUUUCUAACAAAUUUUCAUAAAUCCGUCAUUUCUCGCGAUAAACAGGGAUUGCGUUCAAGUCAAACACAAUGGCGCAGAAAAGUUUUUAUCUUGUGUUUUUCCUGCGCUUCUCCGCAGCGUCUGGAUCAUCUUUUGAUAUCCUAGUGGACGUGGGAAGGCCAGAAAGGGAUCUCAUUCACUUCUGGAGAAGCACUGGGUUCUGGUGGGUCCAAUUGAAACAAGCCCGGCUGUUUACUGUCAAAAAUAUAAGCCCCCCACUUCCACACACUCAGUCUGACCAGUUUGACUUGAGCAUCGACCAGCAGCUGAAUCUGGCCUAUUUGGGCUCGGUCCCACAUGGAGGCAUCCAGCAGGUCAGGAUACACUGGAUGUUGGAGCUGGUCACCGCACAAGACAUUGGAGGAAGACCUCAGUAUAACUUCACUAAACUGGAUCAGCUGAUGGACCUCCUGUGGGUUAAUGGACUUCAACCAGGUUUUGAGUUGAUGGGCAGCGUAUCAAACUACUUCACUGACUUUGAAAAUAAGUCACAAGUGGUUGAAUGGAGGAAUCUGGUUUAUCUCAUAGCAAAGAGAUACAUCGAUUUAUACGGGCUGGGAAGCGUUUCUCGUUGGAACUUUGAAACUUGGAACGAACCAAACAACCACAACUUUGAUAAUGUUACCAUGUCAGUUCAAGGGUUUUUAAACUACUAUGAUGCCUGUUCGGAGGGUCUACGGGCUGCCAGCGAACUCCUGAGGUUUGGAGGUCCAGGGGACUCUUGUCAUGCACCUCCCCACUCCCUGUACUGUUGGGCAAUGCUGCAGCACUGCUACAACGGCACCAACUUCUUCACUGGAGAGACGACGGUCAGGAUUGACUACAUCGCCCUGCACAAGAAGGGAGGAGGCUACUCCUUGCCCAUUCUCCAGCAGGAGAUCCAGACAGUAGGGGAGAUCCAGGAGCGUUUCCCCAGGUUUCGCAGCCUCCCCGUUUACAACGAUGAGGCGGAUCCUCUGGUGGGGUGGUCCAAGCCUCAGGUCUGGAGGGCUGAUGUCACCUAUGCUGCAAUGGUGGUGAAGGUGAUAAAGCAGCACCAGGAUCUGCUGCUGGGUAACCCAAACAGCACCAUCAACUACACCCUACUAAGCAACGACAACGCCUUCCUGAGUUACCACCCUCAUCCUUUCACCCAGAGGACACUUACAGCCCGCUUCCAGGUCAACAAUACUCAUCCACCCCACGUCCAGCUCAUCAGGAAGCCAGUCCUCACCGUCAUGGGCCUGCUGGCUCUGCUAGGUGAUACCCAGGUUCUGGCUCAAGUUCUGACCUCAGGAGGUGAACACAGUGACACACUGGGAGUUCUUGCCAGCAGCCACAGGCCUGCGGUUCUGGGCGGCUCAGACAGCUGGCAGACAGCUGUGCUGGUCUACAACAGUGACGACAACAGCACCUCUAACCACACUGAUGAGGUUACAGUUUCACUGAAGGGCCUCGCUGAGCAGAAAGGUCUGGUGUAUGUGACAUAUUACAUGGACAAUAAUGUAACCAACCCAUACCAGCUGUGGCAGAACAUGGGCGGUCCUGACUAUCCCACAGCAGAGCAGUUCAGAAACAUCAGGAAUGUGGAGGAUCCUCGUGUUGAUGGACCCUUUAAAGUUCCUGCUGGCGACACUUUGACUCUAAAAGCCAAACUUCCGGUUCCUUCCAUCCUCCUCGUCCACAUCUGUGCCCAACCCAGAGCCGGACCAGACCAGGUUAAUGGAGUUCGUUUCACCGGGAUCACAGACGGACAGGUGCUCAUCCUCUGGUCCGAUCACUGUGUUGAUUCCAAAUGCAUCAAGACUUUUGAAGUCGAGUUCUCCACGGACAAACAGAAAUUCAGGAGAAUUAAUGUUAAGGACACCAUUUUUACCUCGUAUGUUUAUUCACCAGUGGAUCAGGAGGUCGGCGGUCUGUACAGAGUUCGAGCUGUGGACUACUGGGGACGACCCGGACCGUACUCACUACCUGAGAGGUUUACGAAAACGGAGUAGCGCUCGGUCUGAGUGUUGUCAGAGUGUUGGGAGUUAGGUGGUACAACCCCUUUCAUACUCACCAGUCAGCUUAUCGUGAACUACUAGUUACUGGUUGGGUAUUGUCCAGUCGCAUGCAGACAUUGUGAACACUGAGCGCCAUUUGACCGGGAUACAGAAAUCAGUGGAACACUAAUGGGUAUGUGAUCCAUUUUACAGUCUCUGUGUGGAUCAGAGAUUUAAGGAAGCUGCUUAUUUUUCAAACAAAGAUGAAGUACUUCUUUAGUCUAAAGGUGUGAUAGUCAGCGCUUCAGGCUUGGUGCCAGAAAUGAGAAAAUGAAGGCUUGAUGAUUCUCUAACAUCAUGCCUUCAUUCAAGGAUGUAAAGAAAAACAGGAAAUCUUAAUGUGAAGAUGCUGAAGCCUGUUUCACACCCAGUGCAGAACAGAUGCUGAGUGAUUUAGUUCACACAGGGAAACAGUUUUUAAAUGUUUCUCCCACAUAAAUCCACAACUAGCAGCUUUCUAGUUUGAAUGAUUUACCUUUAAAUAUAAAAAGUUAACACAAUAA
Molecule: messenger RNA, 2787 nt
Organism: Nothobranchius furzeri (turquoise killifish)
Lineage: Eukaryota; Metazoa; Chordata; Actinopteri; Cyprinodontiformes; Nothobranchiidae
Source: RefSeq, a predicted model, not a curated record